This is a messenger RNA of Aphanomyces astaci, 1495 nucleotides long. RefSeq lists its product as hypothetical. NCBI's taxonomy places the organism in Eukaryota, Oomycota, Saprolegniomycetes, Saprolegniales, Verrucalvaceae. The transcript has 10 exons. The record is from RefSeq and is a predicted model, not a curated record. Gene Ontology annotation, molecular function: protein binding. The coding region runs from base 16 to 1407 and encodes 463 amino acids.
CAACCUUGGGCAACAAUGCGAGGACAUGUGCACCGCCCACUGGCGCUAGUUGCGGCCGCCCUCGUAGGCUUCCAAGGAAACAGCGGAGGCACCCCCAGAAGACCAUUCGGUUCGACCUCAAUCUCGCAGUGUCAGAACAAGCCGCCACCACCCACAACGCUACAGCACCGACGUCUUUUUGCUGGGGGUGUUCCUGACACGCCGUUAACCAACGACAGGCUUGUCAAGACUAUCCCCUUGAACCAGUACACCCCCACCCUGCACAUUGCAGCAUCCUCGGGAUCCGUCCAAGUUGCAACAGACUUGAUUGCGAAUGGAGCAAAUGUGAAUGCUUCAGACGUAGCCGGCACGACGCCGUUGAUGGUGGCUGCUAGUUUGGGCGACCAAACGAUGUGCCAGCUCUUGUUGGACGCGAACGCUGACCUCGACGCAACCGCAGUUGAUGGCUCAACGGCCCUGCACGUCGCAGCGUAUCAUGGCCAAUUGGACAUUGUAACGCUCUUACUUCAAGCCGGCGCCGACAUGUAUGCUACUCGGCCGGAUGGCAUUGACCUCCUUCACAUCGCUAUCCGAGAAGGCCACCGACAGCUUGUGGCUGCAUUAUUGUUGGCUAAGGAUCCCUAUAUCCUCACGGAAUUCCAUCUUGAAAUUGCCAGCAAGUGGGGUCACGACCAACUCGUGGCCGAUGUCGUGUCGGCGCAGCCCCACUUGGUGACCUUUUCGGUUGUAAAUGCUGCGGUGGAAAGCGGUCGUUUGGCUACAACGAGGAUCUUACUGGCUGGAAUUACUCGCCCAAGCGACUUACGUCAGGCGAUCGUCAACGGCGCCUUACUUCAUGCGGCCGCCACGGGCCAACUAGCAGUGCUGCAACUUUUACUUGAAGAAGGAGCGGAAAUCACGGCUACAGACGACAUUGGAAAUUCGGUGGUGCAUUGGGCUGUGCGACAUAACCACCUGGACGUGCUGUUAUGCGUUCUGCAUCACUUUCCAGAUCAAUUGAUCCCGUUGUUGUCGACGCCGAAUCACGCCGGAGAGUUUCCUGUCCAUUUGGCAGCUAGAGGGGGGCACUGGACAAUGCUACAACGCCUGGAAGGUCUUGGAAUGUCCCUUCAUGAACGCUGUCUAACUAACGGAUUUACACCGUUGCAUGUGGCGGUAAUGCACGGACAUUUCAAAGCUGUGACAUUCCUACACGCCCGGGGAUGCAAUUUCCACCAGCCCACCGAGGUAGUUGUUACACACAAUCUUCCCUCAUUGAGCCGUGGAUUGACUUGUGUUUGUACUUUUGAUCAGUAUCUUACUGGAAAAUCCGCAAGUGACUUAGCUGCACAGCAUGGACACGAUGAGAUUGCACAGUUUAUUGCACAACACCAACGAGAGCCAUCCCAGCAUGCAAAUGCAGCGUGAAAGUUGCGUCGUGCAUUGUAAUACAAGCAACGCCUAUAUAAAUAGUAUGAAGUGUUGUUGUGAUAUUGUUAUCCCCAGAUGGAGGCCG